CAGGUUUUCAUAUAGAAUUGAACAUGGGAAUAUAAACACUUCAUUCAUCAUAGAUCCUUUCAGUGGGGUCAUUUCAGUCAACAGUCACCUGGAUAGGGAGAUGUGGUCAUUUUAUAACAUGACUGUCCUGGCUGUAGAUGAGGGCUCACCUGCUGUUACUGGAAGCACAAAGGUGUCUGUUACAGUCAUUGAUGUCAAUGAUCAUGCUCCCAAACUGUUGACCACAGAGGGCUUUAUCAGGGAAAACCAACCUCCUGGGACAGUGGUAACCACCUUAACAGCAACAGAUGAUGAUCUUCCUCCAAAUCAAGGCCCUUUCACUUAUUGGCUAAUCAGACCUGCUGUGGGAAACAGUUUUUCCCUCACAUCUGAUGGAGUUCUCUUUGCCUCAAGGCCCAUUGAUAGAGAGCGCAACCCUCUUUUUCAUCUGCACAUUGCGAUCCAAGAUGCUGGUAAGCCACCAAUGUCCUCCACCACUGUGUUUCAUAUUAAGGUUCUGGAUGAAAAUGACAAUGCACCAUUUCUGAGAAACAUCAAUAUUUUAGUGAAAUAUUAUGGAAGUUCCUUCACCGGAGGGCUCAUUGGAAACGUGAGACCAAAUGAUCUGGAUGAACUGGAUGUGUUUAAUUGUACAAUCAGAAAUGGGCCACUCAGGAUGUUCAGUUUUCCAUUUGGAAUGUGUAAUUUAUGGUCUUCCUCAUUCCAAGGGGAGGCAACGUAUAAUAUUUCCAUCGAAGCACAUGACCAGCUCCACCCUUCUGUCAACAAUAGCAUUUAUAUAAAUUAUAAAGGCUUUACCAAUGUCUCUCUGGACAACUGUGUUCUGUUCUACAUCUCUAUGUCUACUCUUGAAGAGUUUCUGUCUUUGAAGUAUUUAAAAUUUGUCAAAGCUUUGGAUAGCCUAUUUAAUCUACAAGCAUCCAAAACACAUGUGUUUGGAAUAAAGUUACAAGGAGAUAAAAUGCUGCUUUUGGCUGCGGUGAAAAGCUACAAUGGACAGUAUCUAACUGGAGAGGUGGCAAGUGGAAUAUCAAACAUGCAUAAAAGGUUACUGGAAGCACAAAGCAAUGUAACUAUAUCACAAAUAACCAGUGACCCAUGUAGACUCAAUCCUUGCCAAAAUGGUGCCACAUGCAACAGAAACAUUCACAUCAGUCAAGAUGUUGCUGUCUUGGAAAGUUCUAGUCUCAUUUUUGUAUCUCCCAAUUUUGUUGAAAUCUUUAAUUGCACUUGCCCAACAGGCUUUACAGGAGUGUCGUGUGAGCUAGAUUUUGAUGAAUGUUACAAGGAACCUUGUAAAAAUGGGGGAACCUGCUAUAACCAUCCAGGAACAUAUUUUUGCCAAUGCAAAGAUGGAUUCUCUGGGCUACAUUGUGCUAUUGUUGAUAACGAAUGUAAAACAGUUGUAUGUUUAAAUGGAGGAACAUGUUGGAACAGGCAAGGAGGGUUUAUCUGUGACUGCAGCCCAGGAUUUGAAGGAAGAUUUUGCGGUCGUAUUAUGGACCAUUGUUCAUCCACCCCUUGUGUAAAUGGAAAAUGCUCAAAUUUUUUAACUGGAUACUCUUGUCAGUGCCCAUUUGGUGCAUCUGGAAUCAAUUGUGAAGAAAACAGUUAUGGCUUUCAGGAGCUUUCUUAUAUGGAGUUUCCUCCAUUAGAUCUCCACUAUAACUUCAUCUCUGUGGAAUUUGCAACUGUACAGCAAAACUCCUUACUUUUCUACAACCAUGGUGACCCGUCAACUUCAGAGUUCUUGGCACUUGAAAUUGUGGGUGGAAGACUGUGGCUCUCUUAUGAUCUUGGAUCUGGGGUAAUUAGAUUGGAGACAAGAAAGUUAGUGGCAGAUGGAAGCUUUCACAACAUCACUGUCAGAAGAACUGGAAAUAUAGCCUAUCUUGAAUCAGACAGCUGCUCUGCCACUGAACCACAAGGCUUUUGCUUAUCACAAAGUGGUGGCUCUGGAACUCAAAAGACCUUGGAAGUGAAUGCAAAUAACUUGACAUUUGGUGGAGUAAAGUCCAUUGGUGUCAUUUUGCUGAAACAAAUUAGGACCCAUGAUUUUGUUGGAUGUAUGAGAAACAUACAAGUGAACAACAUUGGUCCAGAUACCUUAAAAGCCCUGGCAUCUCAGAAUGUUCUUGAUCGGUGUCCAAGGGCAGAUAUUCCUCCCUGCCAGACUGCAGAGUGUUUAAAUGGAGGAGUUUGUCAAGACAGAUGGUCCCACCACCACUGCCAGUGUAGAGAUCAUUUUAUAGGAGCCAACUGUGCCAAUUUGGCUGAGCAGCAUGUAUUGUUUCUAAAUGGGGAGGCCUACAUUGAGUUUGCCGUCAAGGAAAGAUACAGAAGAAACCAGCUUUUGCAAGUCAUUCUGGAUGGGAAGGAAGGGGAGACUCAGGGAUUUUACAAUGUUGAGAUCAAGAUAAGGACUUUUAGAAAAAAAUGUAUUUUGAUUGUGUUUUGGAGUCAAACAGUGCAUUUAGCUCUUAAGAUAUCAGACGGACAACCCAUGUAUGUUUUCACAAAUAUCACAUCUGGUCAGCAACAGGAGCUUUCUGUGGAGGGAUAUGUUUCAGAUGGACAGUGGCAUGUUCUUCAACUGCAUAGAAAGGGGCCUUACAUAACUCUGUUUCUGGAUGAACAGCCUGUUAUGAACACCACCAACAGCACCAUAACCAACUCAGCAUUCAUAGUAGAGACCAUUUAUCUGGGCACUGCUCCUUCGAGUGAAUCCAGAGAUCAGAACUCAGGUUUUAAAGGGUGUGUGGAAUAUAUAAAAUUCAACGACCACAUCCUAUCCUUCAAUGGCUACAAUGACAUAGUUGAGGCCAGGUCAAGCCCCUCUGUCUUCCAAAACUUCUGCAUUUCUCCAAACCACUGUGUUAUAACUCCAUGCCUCCAUGACUCCUGUCUUUCUAAGCCCUGCUGGAAUGAUAGUAACUGUGGUUCUCCCUCCAGAGAGGACUACUGGUGCAUAUGUCUACACAAUGUAUCUGGAUCUUUAUGUGGAUCUUGCUCAGCCGACACUUCACCCAGUGUGACCUGUUCUCAACCUCAUGAGAGUAUCCCCUUGUGGAUUAUUGCAGUUGUUAUUUCCAUUGGCCUAAUUUUGCUUAUCCUGGUUCUAUGCAUUGUCCUCAGGAGACAUGGCAAACUCUGUGAUUGCAAAACAAGGAGUCAUACCUACCUCACGCCACCAACCAAACAGCAUGGCACAGAUAACCUGGCAUUUACUUUAGGCCUUGCUGACGAGUGUCCUCGGAACAUCUCAAUUGAGGGUAGCAAGCAGCCAGAUUUGAUAAAGCCAAGAGAUUCAUCACAUGGAGUUGAAAGUUAUAGUGAAGGUGGUCCCUCUUGUCAUGGUUUUGGAGGGAGUGAACUAGAGUACUAUGAGAUUGACAGUGCAUACACAGUUUGCAGCUCAGAUAUCAAGACCCUGCAGCUGAGAAAAGAUGUUCCUGGUAUUGAUUCUCAAUCCAUGAAAGAUAGAGCAAUCAUGCAACCUCAAACUAGUCAUGUGCCACCUUCUCCUGAACUUUAUCAGAAGAUGCCGGGUGGCGAUUUUCACCAUUGGCAACGUCAAUCCCAUGUAUUCUCUAGGAGAAAACAACCUUCUAACUUGACAGGUCCCCCACAACAUCUCUCAGCAGAUGAAGUUGAGAAACUGAAUAACCCACCAGAACAGACGGGAUACCAUAAUUUCAAUGCGUGUCCCAUAAAGAUAUUCAGAGCCGUCAGCUCAGGCGGGGGAAUAGAGACAUCAUCAGAGAGUGAAAGUCAUUGCUCCUUUACUGCUUCUGAGUUCUAUUGUGACAGAGAACUGUCCCUCAUCAGUUCACAGGACAACAAAGAUGAACAUCAAUCUGAAGCUGCAGAUUGGCCCAGAGGGCAUUUUAUUCUGAUGGCCCCUUCACCCUUCAGAGAUGUGGCCCCAUCCCCCUGUGUCCAGAGUCUGCCCAACACCUCUGUCUCCAGUGGGAUCCAGCAAAUAGAGAGUCUUCUAAAUCUAGGAGUUCAUUUUAAUACCUAUGCAGAUGCUGGAACAAGGCUGUGGGGAUUUUCUCGCAUUCAGAGACAAGAGCAUCAGUGAAGUCACUUAUUUUAGGAGACUGUGCCUGGCCCACUGUUACACAUUCCAUUUCAUCCUAAAAGUGUUAAAACAUCUUGUUAAAACAAAAUGACCAUUGUCAUCUUAGUCUUGACAAUCUUAGGUGAACUUUAUUAUAUCCCACAGAACUACUAUGGAUGACUGCUUCUUCAGAUAACACCUACAGUAUGGCUGCUUGAGAAAGGUGGAAAAUGGUUUAAGCAGGUAGGGCUGCAGUCCAGUUCCCUUUGAUACCCGUUUGUAUGGGGGAGUAGCAUGCAAAUUGUACUCGCCAAUUCUCACUGGCCUUUUCUCAAAGAUUUGAAGGUGUUUUUGGGCUCCCAAGAGCGACCCCUUGUGUCAUUACAUUGAUACAGCGUUGAGUAUGUGACAGAAGGGGAACCAAUUUUAUAGGCACAUACCAUAAGUUUUUGGCUACAAUAAGGCUAUUGAACAUUUUCACAGUUUUAAAAUAUACAGUUUGGCGAACAUACAAUGCAUUAAGCUUUUGUGUCAACAUGCCCCACUAUAUAGGGUAAGUUGUCACAAUGGGAACCUGCUGUUUUUAUAACAAUUUGAGAACAAUACUUUCUUAAAAAAGCCACCAUCUACAACACAUCUCUAUUUAAAAUGUAUUAUAUUUAAUGUAUUUUCAGCUAACUGUACAGAGUAAAGCAAACAAAGAACAAUAUGGAAAAACAGCAAAAAAUGGGAAAUAUAACAUACAAAAAUAUCAAACCAUCUUAUCUGCUUUGGUCAACAUACAGUAUAUUGUAAAAAAUCAUUUGUAUAAAAUUGUAACAUUUCACAUGACAGUUUUUUUUAAGAAACUUAGAGUAAUUGAGUUAGUUCAGGGAAAUGGGGUUCAAUUAAUCUUGUAAUAAUGAAACUAAAUGUUUUAUGUCAAACUAAUAUAUGUUGUCUAAGAGGUGCUGUUGUAGUCUAACUUAGGGUUAACAUAUAUUAUUAUAAGCAGAUGGCAGUAUAAAUGAAUAAAUUAAGAUGCUUCCAAGAGUUUGUCUCGAAAGAAUGACAGAAAGAGUGGUUUUGUACAAGAGGUCACUAAUACUAUAACAAAAAGUUUCUUUUUGGGCAAUAGAAUUGGUUAAAUUGGGAACAUUCAUUUUAUUGCAUAUUUCUGUUGUUCUGCAACAUUUGAUCACAGUUACAUACAACAUAUUCGAUUUAAAUGUUCACUAAC
Xyrauchen texanus (razorback sucker) is the source of this 5282-nucleotide messenger RNA. Its product is annotated as protocadherin Fat 4. Gene Ontology annotation, cellular component: plasma membrane. The record is from RefSeq and is a predicted model, not a curated record. The transcript has 11 exons. Gene Ontology annotation, molecular function: calcium ion binding. Bases 101 to 4084 code for a protein of 1327 amino acids. Lineage: Eukaryota; Metazoa; Chordata; Actinopteri; Cypriniformes; Catostomidae. Gene Ontology annotation, biological process: homophilic cell-cell adhesion.